Molecule: messenger RNA, 1122 nt
Organism: Striga hermonthica
Lineage: Eukaryota; Viridiplantae; Streptophyta; Magnoliopsida; Lamiales; Orobanchaceae
Source: the annotation of a GenBank genome assembly
AUGGAAAGAGAAAAGGAAAAUGAAUCCAAUGGUUCAGCUGUUCAAGUAGGUGGAGCUCCCAUCUAUGGCGGAAAAUUCACUCAGUAUAACGUCCUCGGCAACCUCUUUGAAGUCCCUUCCAAGUAUAUACCUCCAAUCAAUCCCAUUGGCCGCGGCGCCUAUGGUCUCGUUUGCGCCGUCACCGAUGCCGAGACGAAGGAAGAAGUGGCGAUUAAGAGAAUUGCCAAUGCUUUUGACAACAGGAUAGAUGCGAAAAGGACAUUACGUGAAAUCAAGCUGCUUACCCAUAUGGAUCACGAAAAUGUUAUUAAAAUUAAGGAUAUUAUACGCCCACCUGAUAGAGCUGAUUUUAGUGAUGUCUACAUCGCGUAUGAGUUGAUGGAUACCGAUUUGCACCAGAUCAUAUGUUCGUCGCAGGAACUUACUGAGGACCACUGCCAAUACUUCCUAUAUCAGCUACUAAGGGGACUAAAAUACAUACAUUCUGCCUGUGUUCUGCACCGAGAUCUAAAGCCCAGUAAUUUACUUCUGAAUGCUAAUUGUGAUCUGAAGAUUUGUGACUUUGGACUUGCAAGAACCAACUCGGAGAUAGAUUAUAUGACUGAGUAUGUCGUAACUCGAUGGUAUCGAGCUCCUGAGUUAUUGCUCAACUGUUCAGAGUAUACUGCUGCAAUUGAUAUGUGGUCAGUUGGUUGUAUAUUGAUGGAAAUACUUAAAAGAGAGCCUCUUUUCCCUGGUAAAGACUAUGUUCAACAAUUGGGGCUAAUAAAUGAGCUAUUGGGCUCUCCUGAAGAUUCUGAUCUGGGGUUUUUAAGAAGUGAAAAUGCCCGGAAGUAUGUAAAGCAGCUUCCUCACGUACCCAAACUGCCCUUUUCUCAAAAGUUCCCAGAAUUAUCUUCUCUUGCAGUUGAUCUUGCUGAGAGAAUGCUUGUCUUUGACCCGGCCAAACGUAUUACUGUUGAGGAAGCACUGAAUCAUCCGUUUUUGUUGAGCCUCCACGAAAUCAAUGAGGAGCCCACUUGUCCAUCUCCGUUUGUGUUUGAUUUUGAACAGUCAUCAUUAAGUGAAGAGGACAUAAAGGAGCUAAUAUGGAAGGAGUCUCUCAACUACAACCCUGAAUAG